AUGGGAGAUAUUAUUUAUGAUAAUGUUGUCAGCACUGAGUCUGAGGAAAUGAACAUAGAGAGAAUGGAGAUGAUGGUGGACAUCUAUGAAUGUGCAGAUUCUGUGAGAGAUCAUGACUUUAGGACAGAAACAAACACACAUCAACAACUUCAGUAUACGGGAAGUGAGAAUGUGAGGAUGAGAAGUUACAGAUCAGUUUCAGUGUGUUUGGUGCUGCUGUGUGUUCUUCUACUGACUGCAGUCAUAGUGCUGUGUGUCCUCAUCAAUACAAACAAUCAACAGUUUAACAUCAAGAACAAAAACAUCACUGAAGAGAGAGACCAGCUACUAACCAAAUAUACCAACAUCACAAAAGAGAGAGACCAGCUACUAAAUAAGAAUCUAAACCUCACAGAAGAGAGAGAUGAAUUAUUAGCCAAGUAUAUGGUUGUGUUUACAGAUGGAUGGAAAGAAUAUCAAUCCAGUUUGUACUUCAUUUCAUCUAAGUGGAAGAGCUGGACUGAGAGCAGAAGAUACUGUAGAGAUAGAGGAGCAGAUCUGAUCAUCAUUAACAACAAAGAGGAACAAGAUUUUAUUGCGAAGAAUUCUGGUAAUGACGGACUCUGGAUUGGUUUGACUGACAGUGAUGUAGAGGGCAGAUGGAAAUGGGUUGAUGGCAGCACACUAAACACUAGCUUCUGGAGGUAUAAUGAACCUGGUGGACAUACAGGAGAGAACUGUGUUUUGUUUUAUUCAUCAGGGUGGGCUGAUUACUCCUGUACUCGUGUUUUUAAAUGGAUUUGUGAGAGACCACAGUAGCAACUUUCUCUAAACAUUUGUUUUUAAGCAGUAAAUAGUGAAGA
Misgurnus anguillicaudatus (oriental weatherfish) is the source of this 842-nucleotide messenger RNA. NCBI's taxonomy places the organism in Eukaryota, Metazoa, Chordata, Actinopteri, Cypriniformes, Cobitidae. The record is from RefSeq and is a predicted model, not a curated record.